This is a messenger RNA of Aspergillus campestris IBT 28561, 572 nucleotides long. RefSeq names its product putative small nuclear ribonucleoprotein SmG. Gene Ontology annotation, molecular function: RNA binding. Gene Ontology annotation, cellular component: spliceosomal tri-snRNP complex; catalytic step 2 spliceosome; P granule. Lineage: Eukaryota; Fungi; Ascomycota; Eurotiomycetes; Eurotiales; Aspergillaceae. Bases 38 to 274 code for a protein of 78 amino acids. The record is from RefSeq and is a predicted model, not a curated record. The transcript has 6 exons. Gene Ontology annotation, biological process: spliceosomal snRNP assembly; mRNA splicing, via spliceosome.
CCCCGACCAGACGUCCCCGCCAGAAACAACCGCCAAGAUGCCUCAAGCUCAGCCCGAACUCAAGAAGUACAUGGAAAAGCGGAUAUUCUGCCAACUGAACGGCAACCGCAAAGUUAUCGGCAUCCUGCGAGGCUACGAUGUGUUUAUGAACAUUGUUCUUGACGAGGCGUUUGAGGAGAAGCAGGGUGGAGAGAAGGUUGCUAUCGGCAUGGUGGUCAUCCGCGGUAACUCGGUCGUGAUGCUGGAGGCUCUGGAACGGAUAAGCGACAAAUAAACGGCCAAAGGGGUAGAUUUGGUCUUCGUCGUGGGGGUUUUCUUAAUGCAACAUGGAGUUCACGGGUCAGCUUCUUCUGAAUGGAACGAUCGAAGGCAAUUUCGAUGUCAUCGCUUAUUUGUUUUACGAAAAUUGAAAAUGCACAUGCGCUUUUUAGAGAUAUUAAGGGCUUUGAUUUCUGGACAUCAAUCAUGAACAAUGAGGUUGGCGAAAUGACGAACGCUAGAGAUGGACCCCAAUAUUCCCAGGAGGAUCAUCAGACUAAAAGGUAAGAGAAAGCAACAUCAUGUGUAGAAAU